This is a messenger RNA of Penicillium bovifimosum, 1839 nucleotides long. RefSeq lists its product as uncharacterized. The coding region runs from base 1 to 1839 and encodes 612 amino acids. Lineage: Eukaryota; Fungi; Ascomycota; Eurotiomycetes; Eurotiales; Aspergillaceae. The record is from RefSeq and is a predicted model, not a curated record. The transcript is spliced from 2 exons.
AUGUUGUCGUUGGGCAUAUGUGGACUGUUACUCUUCGGGCAACUGGCUUCCUCGCUUCAGAGUGGGUUGCAGUCUCUUGCUCGCUCUUCGACCCCCGCACCCAUCGCGACUGGCUUGCAGGAUGUUUCCCAGGUCUAUCAGUCAGUGCCGUUGGAUUCCUGUGAAAAUGACAACUGCGGUGUCAAGACCCUGCUCAUGGAUCAUGUCUUCGGAUCAAGCUAUGGAGCACCGUUUGUUGGCAAUUAUGUUCCCCCGGAUUGUGACUUUGAUACCGUGAGAAUCAAUCUCACAGUGACUUCUCGGGGAAAGCAGUAUGACCGGCUGGCAGUCAUGUACCUUGGAGACAGUGAAGUAUUCCGGACUUCAACAGCCGAACCAACGAACAACGGCAUUGUCUGGAGCUAUGUCAAAGACAUGUCGCAGUAUACCUCGUUGUGGAAAAGCCCCCAGAAAUUGAUAUUCGACUUGGGAAACAUCAUCAACGAUAUUUACACAGGUCCCUUCAAUGCCACGUUGACGGCGCACUUCACUCAAGAGCAGAACGUAAGGACCCCGGAUACCAUUCUUCCAAUCUCUGCCAAGAGGUCAGCGUCAAAUUCUUCGAGCGCCUUCCAAUUCCCUGCGGACAAUACAACUGUCUUGUAUACGAUUCCUGCUGCGGCAUCGCGGGCUGUUGUAUCCAUAUCGGCAUGUGGACAAUCGGAAGAAGAGUUCUGGUGGUCGAAUGUCUUCUCUGAGGAUACACAACGGUUUGAAAGUACCGUCGGUGCGCUGUAUGGGUACACACCUUUUCGUGAAAUUCAACUCUAUAUUGAUGGGAUACUUGCUGGGGUUGUCUGGCCGUUUCCUAUUAUUUUCACAGGCGGCGUGGCUCCAGGAUACUGGCGUCCGAUUGUUGGUAUUGAUGCCUUUGAUCUUCGGCAGCCGGAGAUCGAUAUCUCCCCAUUCCUCCCAAUGCUCCAAGAUGGCAAACGACAUUCAUUUGAGAUUCGGGUGACCGGUCUCAAUGUCUCAGAUGAUGGGAGUGUCACGCUCGCAGGCACCGUGGGAUCAUAUUGGGUGGUCACGGGAAAUAUCUUCUUAUAUCUGGAUGAUGACAUCUCGACCAAUGAAGCGACUCUCAUUCGAGAUAACAACAGACCCAAGGUAGAAGCCCCUCCGCCAGAGUUCAGUGUCAAUCGGAACCUCGUUCUCAACGAGACUGGGGGAAGCGAUUCCUUGUCGUAUUCAGUGAGCGUCAAGAGGACUUUCAGUGCAACUUCAUCUUCGUACUCGUGGUCUCAGACCUUGUCCUUCUCCAACCGCGGUUUACUCAACCAGCAAGGGUACAGCCAGGUCAACACACAGCGUACGACUGGUAACAACAUCAUCAUGGAGCUGGGGGAUACACCUGUCUCGAAUAGUGUUGAAUUUGAAUACCCUUUGCUUGUGAAUGCAACUUACGGAAUCACAUCGAAUGGAAUGACAAUCGACUCAUGGAUGAAGAGAGGUCUCACCUUUGAGAGCACAGGUGGGCUGGGCGUCUCCACUUACACCUUGGCCUCGGGGCCGGCUUCUCUGCACACGGUUCAGUCUGGGGCAGCAAAGUAUAAGUCGGUCACUGGCGGUAGCUCAAGCUCUUGGGGUGACACGGUCGAUGAGUUCGAGAGCCGGAUGUAUGGGCGAUCAUAUCAUCGAUCGGUUCACGCAGUCAAUGGUACUAUCGUAUCUGACACGGAUCAUAAAGGAAGGGUUGUGCCUUCUCUCUUGCGAGAUCACGGUGACUCGGGUAGAGAGAGUGUGAGGGCGAUACUUGGGAAGGGACCGGGAACACCUCCCAGGCAAGGUCGUGGGGCAUAG